Pseudophryne corroboree (corroboree frog) is the source of this 1451-nucleotide messenger RNA. It is a transcript of the gene YJU2B, whose product is annotated as YJU2 splicing factor homolog B. Gene Ontology annotation, cellular component: post-mRNA release spliceosomal complex; U2-type spliceosomal complex. The transcript has 9 exons. Gene Ontology annotation, biological process: mRNA splicing, via spliceosome. The record is from RefSeq and is a predicted model, not a curated record. Bases 203 to 1342 code for a protein of 379 amino acids. NCBI's taxonomy places the organism in Eukaryota, Metazoa, Chordata, Amphibia, Anura, Myobatrachidae.
AGCCUUAUACAGGUUCUCGGCAACAGCUGAUCCUACUAUGGGGACAUGAGGUUCCUCUCAGUCAGUGCCUGGCGCUCAGGGCUCCAUCAUGGCGGCGCCUGUGUAGUUCGUCGCAAUAACAGCCUAGCAUAGGUCCGGGAUAGAGCAACGGGAGCUGGUGACCGACAGGAGCUCGGAGCGCUGACGGGAGGACACUGAGACAAUGGGGGAGAGAAAAGGAACCAAUAAGUAUUAUCCACCAGACUUUGACCCUGCCAAGCAUGGUUCUCUCAACCGCUACAGGAACAGCCACCCGCUGCGGGAACGGGCACGGAAGCUGUCCCAGGGCAUCCUCAUCAUCAGGUUUGAGAUGCCGUAUAACAUCUGGUGCGAUGGCUGCAAGAAUCACAUUGGGAUGGGUGUGCGUUAUAAUGCAGAGAAAAAGAAAGUGGGCAAUUACUAUACGACUCCUAUAUACAGGUUCCGGAUGAAGUGUCACCUGUGCGUGAAUUACAUUGAGAUGCAGACGGACCCGGCGUCGUGUGAUUACGUGAUUGUAAGUGGCGCACAGAGGAAGGAAGAGCGCUGGGACAUGGAGGAAAAUGAGCAAAUACUUACAACGGAGCACGAGGAGAAGCAGAAACUGGAGACGGAUUCCAUGUUUCGGCUGGAGCACGGAGUCAAAGAUAAGGAGAAGCUCCAGAGGGCGGCGCCAUCGCUGUCCGAGCUUCAGGAAACGCAGAGCGCCUGGAGGGACGACUUCGCCAUCAACAGCCUCCUACGCAACAAGUUUAGGGAGGAGAAAAAGCAGAUUCGGGAAGAGGAGGAGCGGGAUCAAGCUCUGCUCAAGAAAACGUCUUUGGACAUAAAACUUCUUCCGGAGACUGAAGAAGACAAGAGACUGGCAGCUCUGCUCAAAUAUCGCAGCCUGGGGUCCUAUGACCAAAAGCAGCAGAAGAAACGUUCGGAGAUUACCAGCCGCUCCUGGUUUUCCCCAGGAGGUGACAGCAAGCUACAAAUAACUGGAAACUCCUUAAAGAAACUCAUGAUUCGGCCAAAGCCUCAAACAAGCCCCGGAACGUCUGCUCUUGCUCUUGGUGUUGUGCGGAGAGCAUCAAAGGAGGAAAAAGACGAAGAGCGGACGGGAAUCCAGCCUGACGGUGGAAUACGGAGCGCAGAGGAGCCUGGAGGGGAGACCUGUCCAAGCAGAGAUGGGCAGACACGGUCGGAGGGGAUUGUUGAUCUAAAGACUAUUGGUAGCACAAACGCACCAACCUGUGAAGAUGUCGCCCCCACAAACCUGGCCUCUACAUCCUGCCUUGUGCCUGACUACUCCGACUCUAGUUCUGACGCAGACCUGUAGCACUGAGGGCCCUUUUACUCUGCCAACUAUAUACAUGAACUUAUGGGCGUUUAUAUUUUAAAUAAAUGUGACCCAGUGGAGAGCUGCCUAUCUCCAUAUGUAUAUCAAA